AUGGUGGGAGGAGGAGAAGGCGUGGUGAGAGGAGGAGAAGGCAUGGUGAGAGGAGGAGAAGGCGUGGUGAGAGGAGAAGGUGUGGUGAGAGGAGGAGAAGGCGUGGUGAGAGGAGGAGAAGGCGUGGUGAGAGGAGGAGAAGGCGUGGUGAGAGGAGGAGAAGACGUGGUGAGAGGAGGAGAAGGUGUGGUGAGAGGAGGAGAAGGCGUGGUGAGAGGAGGAGAAAGCGUGGUGAGAGGAGGAGAAGGCGUGGUGAGAGGAGGAGAAGGCGUGGUGAGAGGAGGCGAAGGCGUGGUGAGAGGAGGAGAAGGCGUGGUGAGAGGAGGCGAAGGCGUGGUGAGAGGAGGCGAAGGCGUGGUGAGAGGAGGAGAAGGCGUGGUGAGAGGAGGAGAAGGCGUGGUGAGAGGAGGAGAAGGGCCUUAUUCGAGUGCAGCACGAAAGGAGGCCGCCGCGAGACGCGAAAAGGCAGCGAGGGGAGGCAGGGUGAAGUCGACGACGCAGGCUAAAUGCGCAUGUGCGGGAAGGCGAGAGGAGGACACGUGUGGAGGUGAGAGUCGCACGCGCGGGGAGGCGAGAGGAGAGCGCGGGGAAGUAAAAGUCGCGCGCGCGGGGAGGCGAGAGGAGCAGGCGUGGGGAGGCGAGAAGAGCAGGCGCGGGGAGGCGAGAGGAGAACGCGUGGGGAGGCGAGAGGAGAACGCGCGGGGAGGCGAGAGGAGGCCGCGUGUGGAGAAUGAGGGCUGUAGGGGAGGAAACAAGGGCGUGCCCAGAAGGGGAGAAGGCGUGGUGGGAAGGGGAGAUGGCGUGGCGGGAAAGGGGGAUGACGUACCCAAUCGCGCGCGGCGAACGGCGGACGGCGAGCUAGGAGUGGAGGAAGGGACGGGAUGCAAAUGCUAG
Messenger RNA from Closterium sp. NIES-65, 894 nucleotides. Lineage: Eukaryota; Viridiplantae; Streptophyta; Zygnematophyceae; Desmidiales; Closteriaceae. The record is from the annotation of a GenBank genome assembly.